UUUUUUUCUAUUCCCACGUGGAAUUUCCAUUUGGUCGUUUGAUUUGUCGCAGCAGAAAAAAAAGCAGCACAUAAAUUUUCGUACAUUACUCAUCAAUUCAAUUCACAAAUCGAUCAAUCAAUCAAUCAAUCAAAUCAAAUCAGUCAAUAAAUACCGUUAUCAUCAAUCAAUUUGAUUUUGUCGAUUUCACAAUCAUUGCUUUCGUUGUACUUAUAUUACGAAAAAAAAAAAUUGAUAAUGAUAAUUGGACGAUAUAAGAAAACCCAAGGGUAGUUUUCUCUGAAUUUGAAGCGCAAAAUCAAAAACAGAAAGAAAAUUUUCUUCUGUGGCAUUUUUUUUUCAUCGUAUAUAAAAACACCAGAACGAUAAUCACCAAAGGACCAUAAAAUUAAAAUCCUGUGCAUAUCUCGACAAAAAAAUGAACAUUAUUGAAUUGAAAUGUUGCAAUUAUUUUUUCUUUUUUUUAUUUGUUUUUUAAUGUUGUGAAUUUCAUCUGAAGAAAAAAAAUUUCUACAUAUAAAAAUUAUACCUCGUCUACGAAACAAAUCAGAAACAAAACAAAACAAAACAAAAUGGCCAUUACAUUUCACAAGAUUGAAUACAACAUCAUACGUACAAUGACAACCAUUUCGAUCAUCACAUUGAUCAUAUUGUCUGUUUAUCAUCUGAAUUUAACGUUGGAAUUUUUAAAAAAAUUAAUCGAUCAUAUUGAAGAAACUGAUUCUGUUUAUGAACGGCAUGCAUCGAAAAAUCGAACAUUGGCCAAAAUGAUGUUCGAACCAAUGCAACGUACUGCACAUUCAAUGUAUGAAAAACAUGAACCAGCAAUCCUAAUGAAUGUCGUCAUACUUACAUCGGUAAUUGCAUUUUCAAUGGCCGGUUUAGUUGCUGCAUUACGUAAACAUAAAAUUAUGUUAUUCAUCUAUGCCAUUGCAUUGGAUCUUAUCUAUUUGACCACUUUUCUUUAUUGUGCUCGUUUACCAUCAUUACAUUGUUCAUUGAUUGUAUUUGUAUCCAUUAUUGUUUAUCUUCGUGUCCAUCAUUUAUGGUCAAAAAAUUCUACGGAUAAAGUACACCUGUUACAGGCUUCGACAACAACAUCAACAACAACAACAUCGGCAACAAUGGCAGCCGAUAUUAAUCAUCAUGAUUUGAUGAUUAAAAAUAAUAUUGUAUGACCAUUAAUUGAUUGAUCAAACACCACAAACGUUCAUUUGUAAAUGUUCAUCAUCAUUAAAUGACAAAGCAAAGGCAAAAAAAAAACAAAAACAA
Messenger RNA from Dermatophagoides farinae (American house dust mite), 1272 nucleotides. RefSeq lists its product as uncharacterized. The record is from RefSeq and is a predicted model, not a curated record. Lineage: Eukaryota; Metazoa; Arthropoda; Arachnida; Sarcoptiformes; Pyroglyphidae.